AUGGCGACUCCCAUGCAUUGCCUCAUAGCACAGAGACGAGCUGAAGCAAACAAGCAACAUGUAAGGUGUCAGAAAUGCUUGGAAUUUGGACAUUGGAUUUAUGAAUGCGCUGGGAAAAGAAAAUACCUACGUAGGCCCUCAAGAACAGGCGAACUAGAGAAAGCUUUAAAACAAAAAGAAAGCAAUAUUAUUACAGCAAUGGUUGAGGACUACAAGAGUGAGGAGAACAUUGGAGAAACUAAUGUAGAAAGAAAAACCAAAAAGGAAAGGGCCAAGAGCGUAAAGAGUUCCAGUAGAGACAGCAGCAACAGCUUAGCCAGCGACUCUUCCUCAGAGAGUGAAGACUCAUCUAUCUCUUCCUCCUCAGAGGACAGCGAUUCCUCCAGCCUCUCCAGCUCCUUGUCUCCUCCACAACCCCUUUCUUUCCUCCGACUCAGACUCGAGCUCUGCCAGCAGCAGCACAUAGAGCAGCUCUGA
Molecule: messenger RNA, 477 nt
Organism: Octodon degus (degu)
Lineage: Eukaryota; Metazoa; Chordata; Mammalia; Rodentia; Octodontidae
Product: zinc finger CCHC domain-containing protein 10-like
Exons: 2
Coding region: 1-477 (158 amino acids)
Molecular function (GO): nucleic acid binding; zinc ion binding
Source: RefSeq, a predicted model, not a curated record